GUUGUUCGAAACUUCCAUUACCUGCGUAUGGUAGUAGACAUAUCUGGAUUCGUACUUCUAUGGUCUUGUACAAACCCAUUUUACAGUCAACACGAAAGUUCGAGUACAGUUAACUGGCUGUUCGCAGUUUGAAUCAUCCCAUCGUCAGCGUCAUACCUAACUUGAGGAUCUUGGAGGUUGAUUUUAGGAGAAAAGAACGAUAAAAGAAAGAAGAAGAACGAGUCAUAGUGAUCACAAACACAAAUCAGGUCUUAAACAAUGCUUUCCUCACCAGUAAACCUGCCGAAAUGGCUCGAAGAAAACUCUCACCUUCUGAAGCCGCCCAUCAACAACUACUGCGUUUACAAUGAUGAUUUCACCGUCAUGAUCGUUGGUGGCCCCAACGCCCGCACAGAUUACCACAUCAACCAAACCCCCGAGUGGUUCUACCAGUACAAGGGCGCCAUGAUGCUCAAGGUGGUCGACGACGGAAACUUCAGAGAUAUAAUUAUCCGCGAGGGCGAGAUGUUCCUCCUGCCAGGCAACACCCCGCACAACCCGGUGCGGUUCGCCGACACGGUCGGUAUCGUGCUGGAACAGAAGCGUCCCGCCGACACCAUCGACCGCAUGAGGUGGUACUGCCAGAACUGCAAGGAGAUUGUCCACGAGGCGAGUUUCCACUGCACCGAUUUGGGAACGCAGAUCAAGGCGGCCGUGGAAGCCUUUAAGGGUGAUGAGCAGCUGAGGACUUGUAAGAAGUGUGGUGAGCUGGCAGAUUGGUGCCCCAAGCCUGGAUCGAUCCAGGAUCCGAAUGUGCAGUGAAUGGAAGGGUCUGCAUCAUGGCUUGGGGG
Messenger RNA from Neurospora hispaniola, 830 nucleotides. RefSeq names its product 3-hydroxyanthranilate 3,4-dioxygenase. Lineage: Eukaryota; Fungi; Ascomycota; Sordariomycetes; Sordariales; Sordariaceae. Gene Ontology annotation, biological process: 'de novo' NAD+ biosynthetic process from L-tryptophan; quinolinate metabolic process. The transcript is spliced from 4 exons. The record is from RefSeq and is a predicted model, not a curated record. Gene Ontology annotation, cellular component: cytoplasm. Bases 259 to 801 code for a protein of 180 amino acids. Gene Ontology annotation, molecular function: 3-hydroxyanthranilate 3,4-dioxygenase activity; iron ion binding.